GAGUGCAGCCAUUUCUUUCAUCGCACCGCCUCCUGCUUUCAGCAUUGUUUUGGGAGGAUUCUCUCUUCGUCCCUCACACAAACUUUGGGAACAAACGAAGUUAUAUUUUCCUCCUUUUUUCUCGGCUGGCUUUGUCGCCAGCUGAAUCUUCGUCGGGAUGGACCCAGCAAGCCGAUACCAAGUGCUGCACAAUGAGGACGACUCCUCAGAGGCCUCCACCAGUGUUGAGCAGCCGUGCACCUCUGCCACAGCCCAGGCCAGCACGUCCCAAGAUCAGAGCCAGAGCCAGGCCAGCGCUGCACCCGUUGCCUCCACGUCAGGAGAGGCUUCAGGAUCAAGGACUCAGGGGGAGGCGGAGGCGCCUCCUCCUCCGUACGCCUCCAUCGACCUGGGAGCGACCGCUGCUGCACCAGAGACCAGUUACCGAGGAGACUUCCCGGUGCCUCCGCCCUACAGCGUCGCCACCUCACUGCCCACGUACGAUGAAGCAGAAAAGGCCAAAGCGGCCGCCAUGGCAACAUCUACUGUGGAGGUGAUGCCACGGGAUGACGAAUUCCCUCCCAGAGAUGAUUUCAGUGAUGCAGAUCAGCUGCGAGUUGGGAACGAUGGAAUCUUCAUGUUGGCCUUUUUCAUGGCCUUCCUGUUCAACUGGAUCGGGUUCUGUUUGUCCUUCUGUCUGACCAAUACCAUCGCAGGACGGUACGGAGCCAUCUGUGGCUUUGGACUGUCCCUAAUCAAGUGGAUCCUCAUCGUCAGGUUCUCUGACUACUUCACCGGCUACUUUAAUGGUCAAUACUGGCUCUGGUGGAUCUUCCUGUUGCUUGGUCUCCUGCUCUUCUUCAGGGGUUUCGUCAACUAUCUAAAAGUCCGCAACAUGUCAGAAAACAUGGCCACCUCUCAUAGAACACGCCUCUUCUUCCUGUAUUAAAACAUAUAAAAGGUUUCCACACCAUCACCAUUCCUUUCCAAUGUGAAGUUCCUUCCCUCCCCCACCCCACCCCCCUCCCCUCGAAUGACCUGAGAGAGACCUUUGCAGUGAAGAGAGGAGACGUGGGGGGAAGGAACGAAGGAAAGAAGUAAGGGGAGAAAGCGUCACAAGUCUCAUUGCAUAACAUAACUCGAGUCUCUACUACCGAAACCUCUGCCCCCCUCCCAGAAAACAAGCCUCUGAUGAUCAGACUGACUUUUGUUUUUUCAUUUUCCUUUGAUUCAAAAAGAUCUUCACACAAUCUGCUCUCUGGUAGAAGAUGAUCUCUGUUGAGAUACAUGACUUCAGUCGCAUUUACACAUUAAAUGAAAGCACAAUGAAAUCAUUUCCUCCAGGAACAAUACCAAUAAUAAUUUUAAAAAUCAGCAAUUUAUAAGUAAACUACUCAUUUUCUAUGACGUUGCUCGCCCUGUGUAAUGUAAAAAAAAUGAUGACAGCAGUUUUAUUAGUGAAUGAGAACACCUCCGUCUGCAUUUGGUAUAUAAAAAUAGAAAGCGUGUAGGAAGUGGAAAUCUAUUCUGAGCGUUUGAUAUUUAAACCUCCUCUCUGACUUUCGCGCAACAAAAAAUCAUGGGAGGAUAGAUCUCCAGCUUCAUUCAAGGUGUUUUGAACAAGUCUUACUUCAACCACGAUGUAACUUUUUUUUUUUAACCUUCAUUAACACGUGGCUCAGCCUAAUAAAUGAACACCGCUGUUGUUGUGACAGUUUAACAGUGUGUGCCUCACUCUUAAAAAAAACCCUGAAAAUGAGAAGCAGAAACAGGAGUUUACAUAUCAUAUCUACUCAAAUUUUGCCACUGAACAAAUACAUCAAGAAGUUAAUCAUUUUAGAUGCAGUAAAAUGGUCAGCCAAUGAGAGAGGGUGAUUAAAAAAAAUACAGGAUACAUGCAGAAACUGCUUCCCAGAAAUAGCUUUUUUCCUUCAUUCCUUGCCUUUUAAAGUUAAAUUUCAUCCUGACCUAAUAUGCAGUCGCAAUUUUUAUCCAUGUAUCCAUUUACCAGCACUACUCUCUCAGUUUGAAUCAAAGAAAAAUGAAAAGAAUGUCUCCCAACUCGGCUCCAUUAAAAAAAAAACAAAAGUGAAAUAAUUUGUUCCGACCAUAUUUGACAGCACGUGCACAUUUCUGGAGGUCACCUCAUCAAGCUGUAAAACAUGAUAUAUGAUUUUCUUCUUUCUCCACACUCAUUGCCAAAUAUAUCUGGCAAAAAGAAAACCAGUAUAUGUAAGGGUACUGCAGCUAAUCAGCGGAGCCUCCUUAGGACGAAAACAGUGUUUUUCGGACACACAUACACACACACACACACUCACAGUGGCUGCUCCGGUAGGGUCAGCGGGAAUUAUGUGGCCCAAAGGCAGGAACUGUUGUCAGCCUCAUCUCCUGCUUCGGUGCUGUGGAAGUGGAGCAAAGCAUUUUUUUAACAUACUGUGCAGUAACUGUUACGUGCCAGGCGUGAGUUCAACUCUUUAGUCUUAUGCAAUUUUAGUUAACUUGUAAUUACAAUAAAUGUGGCUGUAAAGUCCUGUAAUAAUGACAUAGAUGUAGUCGGAUAGGUUUGUUUCUUUUUUAGAGAUUGAGAUAUCAGGUUCGGUCCAGAGGGAAGAGGUUGUACAUUUAUUUUUGGAUGAAGCUGAGGAUUCACAAAUGCAAGUACGGUACACACUUGCCAAUAAAAAGUCUUUAAAUUACCAGUGAAUACAAAAAAAAAAAGGUAACUGCAGUCUAUUUUAGCAAUACAAUACAAUUAUAAUGUGACUGGUUGUGCAUGUUCUGCAUGAUUCUAGAGAAAGCCAACACGCGGAUCUUUCUUUCUGGGAUUUUACGGUUAGAUUAGAAUUGAAUCAACUUCCUUGUUUCUUUUGGUGGAAGCUUUCGUUUGCCGGAGGUGUAAUGUACGUAGCGCUGCCACAGAGAGGAUGAACACGUUUUGUGGCGUAACAAACUCAAGAACAAUAUCAGCAGAUGUUGUUGAAGUAGGUUAAAUGAAUAUUACACGGCUACAGAAUCGGAGCCCGACUGGACAAAGAAAAACGUGCGCUUUUUUUUGUUUUAUUCGAUCAUUUUUCUCAUCCAGAAAAUGAAAAAAAAUGUAUAUACCAGCUUAUGCCAAUUCAUAAUAUUUGCACUUUGAACUUUCUGUACAGUAUGAUUUGUGAAUCUGCUUAACUUGAUGUGGUGGGUAGAGAGAAAAAAAAGA
Molecule: messenger RNA, 3184 nt
Organism: Scomber japonicus (chub mackerel)
Lineage: Eukaryota; Metazoa; Chordata; Actinopteri; Scombriformes; Scombridae
Gene: ndfip2
Product: Nedd4 family interacting protein 2
Exons: 8
Coding region: 158-928 (256 amino acids)
Biological process (GO): ubiquitin-dependent protein catabolic process; positive regulation of protein ubiquitination; metal ion transport
Cellular component (GO): Golgi apparatus; perinuclear region of cytoplasm; endoplasmic reticulum
Molecular function (GO): WW domain binding
Source: RefSeq, a predicted model, not a curated record